This is a messenger RNA of Hevea brasiliensis (rubber tree), 1198 nucleotides long. RefSeq names its product gamma-interferon-responsive lysosomal thiol protein. The transcript has 5 exons. The coding region runs from base 128 to 943 and encodes 271 amino acids. Gene Ontology annotation, molecular function: oxidoreductase activity, acting on a sulfur group of donors, disulfide as acceptor. NCBI's taxonomy places the organism in Eukaryota, Viridiplantae, Streptophyta, Magnoliopsida, Malpighiales, Euphorbiaceae. The record is from RefSeq and is a predicted model, not a curated record.
CUGAGAGAGUGGAAAAAGAAGAGAAAAAAAGUUGAAAAAGCAAAUGAAAGAGUAAGACCACGUUGAGGGAGAGGCCCACUGUGUGUGAGCACAAGAGUUGUCCUCCUCUUCUCGCUGUGCUUUUUUAAUGGUGGCAUUGGAAUUGGCAUUGCCAACAAAUGAUUCUAAAAACCCAUCUCUAAGAGAUUCAUUUUACUUUUGCAGCUCAAAAAUGGCUUCACUUCGUCCACUCUUCGCUUUCUUUCUUUUCACUUGUUUAUCAUCUCCUUCCACCAGUCAAAAUGUGACUCUUUCUUUGUACUAUGAAACUCUUUGCCCAUAUUGUGCAGAUUUCAUUGUGAAUCAUCUGGUGAAGGUGUUUGAUGGAGGACUCAUUUCCAUCGUCGAUCUUAGGAUGAUCCCCUGGGGCAAUUCUUUUAUCCAAUCUGAUGGUGCCUUCGUUUGCCAGCAUGGGCCAAAUGAAUGCUUCCUAAAUGCCAUUGAAGCCUGCGCCAUAACUACCUACCCUGAUGUGGAGAGGCAUUUCAGUUUUAUACAAUGCAUUGAGCGCCUUUCCUUAGAGAACAGACUCAAUGAAUGGGUUAAUUGCUUUGAAACAGCUGGGUUUGGUAAGGAUCCCAUUGAUUGCUACACAAGUGGAUAUGGGAAUGUGCUUGAACAGCAAUUUGCUGCUGAAACUGCCCGGCUUAAUCCACCGCAUAGAUUUGUACCAUGGGUGGUCGUAAAUAAUCAACCUCUCCAAGAGGACUUCGAGAAUUUUGUGAGCUAUGUAUGCAAUGCUUACCAGGGGACUCAAGUACCAGGGGCAUGCAAAUCCUUUCCUAGAGAGAGCAAUUCAUUGCGGAAAGAAAUUCCCACUAGUCUAGUUUGCUCUGCAGACAGAACAGGCAACUUCAUAUCCUCGUCGCCAGCAAUUAAUAGAAGCCCUGUGAUCAACCCAUGAUUUAUGGAUUCAGUGAACUACGAUGUGGAACCUUUGGUGUCAUUACAAUGGUAUUGUAGCUAGUCCUGUAGUGUGCAUAUGGUAGCUGCUCCUGCUGAUUAUAGUAUUCAGACUGGCUUGUCUUAUUUGGAACUGUAGGGAUUGAACUUGCCACAUACCAGAAGUAGUACAUAUUCAGAGUAAAAUCUAUGUACUAUUGUAGUAUAAAACAAGUUUUGAUAAUAAAUUAGAGUUUGGAUGUCUGUUAUUAACGUA